This is a messenger RNA of Penicillium oxalicum, 1665 nucleotides long. It is a transcript of the gene abd1, whose product is annotated as mRNA (guanine-N7)-methyltransferase. Gene Ontology annotation, molecular function: mRNA 5'-cap (guanine-N7-)-methyltransferase activity. Bases 1 to 1665 code for a protein of 554 amino acids. The record is from RefSeq and is a predicted model, not a curated record. Lineage: Eukaryota; Fungi; Ascomycota; Eurotiomycetes; Eurotiales; Aspergillaceae. The transcript is spliced from 3 exons. Gene Ontology annotation, biological process: 7-methylguanosine mRNA capping. Gene Ontology annotation, cellular component: nucleus.
AUGGACAACUCCCCGGGCAGAGGAUCCCAGGAUUACUAUAGAGGGCGCAAUGGUGGAACAGAGAGAUCGGGGUCCCUUCACUCGCCCGAUGCCACGACAGAUUACAAUGGGGCAUACGAUGAUCGAAAGCGCAACCCUAGCGAGAAUGCCACCCCCGACGUCGAUCAGCAGCAGCAAUCAUCUGGCCCGCUGAACAAGCGCAGACGGAUGCAAGAACGGCAUCAAGCUCGCAGACGUGGUCGAACACCUCCACCUUCGGUUUUCUCCCGACGAAAUCGCUCCCGUAGCCCCAACUCCAAUGGCGCGGACCGCGAUGACCACUCCAGACGGUCUCGAUCCCCACUCGCGCCUCGGUCUCCAGAUCCCGAAGACAAACCCAAGCAGCGCAAGCGUCCAGGCGGUGGUGCUCGGGCAGGUCUACUCAAUCCCGAGCAAUUGCGGCGUCGGCAGGAAGAACGCGAGCGCGCCAUGGAGGAGGAUGCUAUGCGGACGUCGCGGGACCGUGGUGUCUCCGAUGUUGUUCGCCAACACUACAACGCAGUUCCGGAGCGAGGUCGUGAAUGGCGCAAGACCGAAAGCAAAAUCAAGGGAUUACGCAGUUUCAACAAUUGGGUGAAGAGUACCUUGAUCCAGAAGUUCUCCCCCGACGAGGACUUUGUCGCCCGUUUCCACGAUACUAAGGAAUGGGCCGAUGAGAGUCUGCGGCCAUCUGAAACCGAGGACAAACAGCUGCUAGUGCUUGAUUUGGGAUGCGGCAAGGGCGGUGAUCUGGGGAAAUGGCAGCUUGCGCCGCAAAAAGUGGAAUUGUAUGUCGGGCUUGACCCAGCGAAUAUCUCAAUUGAGCAAGCUCGCGAUCGGUACGGGCAGAUGCGGUCUCGCGGUGGGGGCGGAGGCGGCCGUGGUCGUCGCCCGCAGCCACCUCUGUUCCACGCCGAAUUCGCUACCAAGGAUUGCUUUGGCGAGUCGCUUGCCGAUGUGGAUAUCAUUCAGCGUGUCGGUAUCGACCCCAAUGCGGGACCUGGCGGAUCUUUGAUGGCAGCUCGAUGGGGCGGCGGUGGCUUUGACGUUGUGACUUCCAUGUUCGCCAUCCACUAUGCCUUUGAAAGCGAGGAGAAGACCCGCCAAAUGCUCAGCAAUGUUGCAGGUUGUCUCAAGAAAGGUGGCCGAUUUAUCGGUGUGUGUCCCAACUCGGAUGUGAUCACGAGCAAAGUCAGCGCCUUCCAUCAAAAACGCAAAGCCAACGAUACCACGAAGCCUGCAGAGACCGAGGCCCCUGAGGAUGGCGAAGUGGAAGAAGAAGAGCGCUGUGGAUGGGGAAACGACAUUUAUAGCGUUCGCUUCCCGGGCGAUACCCCUGAGAACGGCGUAUUCCGCCCGCCAUUUGGAUGGAGGUACACGUACUUUAUGUCAGAGGCGGUGGAAGGAGUCCCAGAAUACGUCGUGCCUUGGGAAGCAUUCCGAGCCUUGACCGAGGACUACAACCUGGAGUUGCAGUACCGCAAGCCCUUCCUUGAGAUCUGGGAAGAUGAGAAGAACGAUCGCGACCUUGGGCCGCUCAGCGAGCGCAUGGGAGUGCGUGAUCGUACUACUGGAGAGCUGUUGAUGACCGAGGAGGAGAAGGACGCAGUCAGCUUCUACCAUGCAUUUUGUUUCUACAAAGUUUAG